CCGCACCAUCGGCAAGGGCAACUUCGCUGUGGUCAAGCGGGCCACGCACCUCGUCACCAAGGCCAAGGUUGCCAUUAAAAUCAUAGAUAAGUCCCAGCUGGAUGACGAAAACUUGAAGAAGAUUUUCCGGGAAGUUCAGAUAAUGAAGAUGCUUUGCCAUCCACAUAUCAUCAGGCUUUACCAGGUCAUGGAGACAGAGCGGAUGAUUUAUCUAGUGACGGAAUAUGCUAGCGGAGGGGAAAUAUUUGACCACCUGGUGGCCCAUGGAAGAAUGGCAGAGAAGGAAGCUCGGCGGAAAUUCAAACAGAUUGUCACAGCUGUAUAUUUUUGUCACUGUCGGAACAUCGUUCAUCGUGAUUUAAAAGCUGAAAAUUUGCUUCUGGAUGCCAAUCUGAAUAUCAAAAUAGCAGACUUUGGCUUCAGCAAUCUCUUCACUCCCGGGCAGCUACUGAAGACAUGGUGUGGCAGCCCUCCCUAUGCCGCACCAGAGCUCUUCGAAGGGAAGGAGUAUGAUGGGCCCAAAGUGGACAUCUGGAGUCUUGGCGUUGUCCUCUAUGUGCUUGUAUGCGGCGCCCUGCCAUUUGAUGGGAGCACACUGCAGAAUCUGCGGGCCCGAGUGCUGAGUGGAAAGUUCCGCAUCCCAUUUUUUAUGUCCACAGAAUGCGAGCACUUGAUCCGCCACAUGCUGGUGUUAGAUCCGAACAAGCGCCUUUCAAUGGAGCAGAUCUGCAGGCACAAGUGGAUGAAGCUGGGGGAUGCGGAUCCCAAUUUUGACAGGUUAAUAGCUGAAUGCCAGCAACUGAAGGAAGAAAGAGAGACAGAUCCCCUCAAUGAUGAUGUCCUCUUGGCCAUGGAAGACAUGGGACUGGACAAGGAGCGGACACUUCAGUCAUUAAGAUCGGAUGCCUAUGAUCACUAUAGUGCAAUCUACAGCCUGUUGUGCGAUCGACACAAGAGACAUAAAACUCUGCGCCUCGGAGCUCUUCCUGGCAUGCCUAGAGCCAUGACAUUUCAAGCACCAGUCAAUAUCCAGACGGAGCAGACAGGAACUGCUAUGAACAUUAGUGUCCCCCAAGUUCAGCUAAUCAACCCAGAGAACCAAAUUAUAGAGCCUGAUGGGACAGUGAACUUGGAUAGCGAUGAGGGUGAAGAGCCUUCUCCUGAAGCCUUGGUUCGUUAUUUGUCAAUGAGAAGGCACACAGUGGGAGUGGCUGACCCACGCACGGAAGUUAUGGACGACCUGCAAAAGCUCCUGCCUGGCUUUCCUGGAGUGAACCCACAGGCUCCAUUCCUGCAGGAGCAGUCUCUAUUACAGCCUCCUACACUACAGCUGCUGAAUGGAAUGGGGCCUCUUGGCCGGAGAGCAUCAGAUGGAGGAGCCAACAUCCAACUGCAUGCCCAGCAGCUGCUGAAGCGCCCACGGGGACCCUCCCCACUUGUCACCAUGACACCAGCAGUGCCAGCAGUUACCCCUGUGGAUGAGGAGAGCUCGGAUGGGGAGCCAGAUCAGGAAGCUGUGCAGAGGUACUUGGCAAAUAGGUCCAAAAGACACACACUGGCCAUGACCAGCCCGACAGCUGAGAUCCCACCGGACCUACAACGGCAGCUAGGACAGCAAUCUUUCCGUUCCCGGGUCUGGCCUCCUCACCUGGUACCUGACCAGCAUCGCUCCACCUACAAGGACUCCAACACUCUGCACCUCCCUACGGAGCGUUUCUCUCCCGUGCGCCGGUUCUCAGAUGGGGCUGCGAGCAUCCAGGCCUUCAAAGCUCACCUGGAAAAAAUGGGUACCAACAGCAGCAUCAAACAGUUACAGCAGGAGUGCGAGCAGCUGCAGAAGAUGUACGGGGGACAGGUUGAUGAGAGAACCCUGGAGAAGACCCAGCAGCAGCAUAUGCUGUACCAGCAGGAGCAGCACCAUCAGAUUCUCCAGCAGCAAAUCCAAGAUUCUAUCUGUCCUCCUCAGCCUUCCCCGCCUCUUCAGGCUGCAUGUGAAAAUCAGCCAGCCCUCCUCACCCAGCUCCAGAGGUUAAGGAUUCAACCUUCAAGCCCACCCCCCAACCACCCCAACAAUCAUCUCUUCAGGCAGCCAAGUAAUAGUCCUCCGCCCGUCAGCAGUGCCAUGAUCCCAUCUCACGGUGCUACAUCUUCCUCCCAGUUUCAAGGCUUACCCUCCCAUGGUGCAAUCUUCCAGCAGCAGCCUGAGAACUGUUCCCCACCUCCCAGUGUGGCACUAACCUGUUUGGGCAUACAGCAGCCUAGCCAGUCACAGCCAGUGACUAUCCAGCUACAGGAGCCAGUUGACAUGCUCAGCAACAUAGCAGGGACGACUGCAGGCUCUGCUGGGCGGGGCAUCACCAUCAACCCCAGUGCUAAUCAGAUUCAGAUGCAGCACCGUAACAACCUAAUGGCUACCUUCAGCUAUGGGCACCGGCCCUUAUCCAAGCAGCUGAGUGCUGACAGCGCAGAGGCCCACAGCUUGAAUAUGAAUCGGUUCUCUACUGCUAACUACGACCAGGCGCAUUUACACCCCCAUCUGUUUUCGGACCAGUCCCGGGGGUCCCCCAGCAGCUACAGCCCUUCAACAGGAGUGGGGUUUCCUCCAACUCAAGCCCUGAAAGUCCCUCCACUUGACCAGUUCCCCACUUUCCCUCCCAGUGCACAUCAGCAGCCACCACACUAUACCACGUCAGCACUACAGCAGGCCCUGCUCUCUCCUACACCGCCAGACUAUACCAGACACCAGCAGGUUCCCCACAUCCUUCAAGGACUGCUCUCGCCCCGGCAUUCGCUCACUGGCCACUCGGACAUUCGGCUGCCUCCAGCAGAGUUUGCACAGCUCAUUAAAAGGCAGCAACAACAUCGGCAGCAGCAGCAGCAGCAGCAGCAACAGCAGGAAUACCAUGAAUUGUUCAGGCACAUGAACCAAGGGGAUGCUGGGAGCCUAGCUCCUAGCAUCGGGGGACAGAGUAUGACAGAGCACCAGGUUUUAUCUUAUCAAACUGCUGACUCGUACCACCAUCACCACCACGCCAGCCCUCAGCAUCUCCUACAGAUCAGGGUGCAGGAAGGUAUCUCACAGGGUCCCUCAGCCACCCCCACCCAUGGGUAUGCCCAUCAGCCGCCACUAAUGCAUUCGGAGAGCAUGGAAGAGGACUGCUUAUGUGAGGGGGCCAAGGCGGGCUUCGCAGACAAGAGCCCAAGCACACUGACCAAAGGUUGCCACGACAGCCCUCUGCUCUUGAGUACCGGUGGACCUGGGGACCCUGAGUCUUUGCUGGGAACUGUGAGUCAGGCCCGGGAGCUGGGGAUACAUCCCUACGGACACCAGCCAGCUGCCACGUUCAGUAGAAAUAAGGUGCCCAGUCGAGAGUCUAUCAUAGGGAACUGCAUGGAUAGAAGUUCUCCAGGACAAGCAAUGGAGCUGCCAGAUCACAACGGGCUUGUGUAUCCAACUCGGCCCUCAGUCAAUGAGCCUCUCAGGUCCCGGACCCUCCAGAGACACCACACGAUCCAGAACAGUGACGAUGCCUAUGUGCAGCUGGAUACCUUGCCAGGAAUGAGCCUGGUGGCAGGAAAGGCACUGAGCUCUGCCCGAAUGUCAGAUGCAGUUCUCAGUCAGUCUUCACUCAUGGGCAGCCAGCAGUUUCAGGAUGGGGAAGACGAAGACUGUGGGACAUCCUGCUCAGCCACAAGCACCCCGAGGUCUCCUUCAGCAUGGAGCAGGCCGGCGUGUAGGAGGAUAUGGAGAGUGUGUGUGCAGCUUGAGGAGGAGGAGGCUGAUCCUAAACCAACAGUGUCCAGCAACGGUGCACCACUUUGCCAUCUGUGUCUCCACCAGAACAGUGCAGCUCCUUUCCCCACCCUGGGCACCAGUAGGCCGCCGCUUGGGUUGUGAGGGACUUUUGCUAUGUUUGCUUGUAUGACCAAGGCACCAAGGAAAUAAACAGGAAAAUCUAUGUUCUCCGCCUUCUGGGAACCGGCAUCUGGUGUACUUGAGUUUCUGGUGUUUGGAGGUUUGCUUGUAUUUUGUUUUGGGAAUUUUCCUUUGGGGAUGAUUUUCUUUUCUUCCUCCCCCACCUCUGCUAGCGUGCUCUCUCUCUCUCUCUCUCUCUCUCUCUCUCUCUCUCUCUCUCUCUUUCUCUCUCUCUCUCUCUCUCUCUCUCUCUCUCUUUCUCUCUCUCUCUCUCUCGGUUUUAUUUUCUCCAUUUCUGAGGCAGAGGAGCCAGCGGUUAGUAUUCAGGGGCUGAACGUCGGGACCCUCCCUUCCGCAGCCUCUCUCCCUCUGCUCCAGUCUGCCAAGAACAAAUGAUAGACCGGAGCUCAAUGGCUAAGAAAGAGAGAGUAAAAGAAAAAAAGAAAUCCAAGCCGGGAAUCUGACACAGUCUCCUUCUGGGAGCUACUAGAACAUUAUCUGGCCCAGCAGAAUUCCAUCAGAACCCAGCAUAGGUUGAGUGGCCCUGCUGCUGAAGGUUCCAACCAGUAUGGCUCAGUGUGGGCCUCUGUGUGUGGCUCAGCUGCCCUCCAGCUACCAUACAACUGGUUCCCCCUCAUGAGUGAACACCCAGCAGUGGUGCACUGUGCUAUUUGUGUGGCCUCCAUUCAUACUCUCGGCUGCGUGGUAAAAAGGACCGUUGGUCCAGUCAUGUGUGCAUAUAUAUGAGUGUGUAUAUAUGCCCUUCCCUUUCAGCCUCUGUCACAGACUAGAAUAGGAGGUUGUAUGGAGUCCCUUAGCUUCCUCCUCUCCCUAGCAUCUUCGGCCCCUACAUUUUAAUUCUUGAUCAUGUAGGAAUUGUUUUUGGUAAAUGUUGAUAUUAUUGUUAUUAUUGUUAUUAUUAAUAAAGACAAAAUAAUUUUUGUUUAAAAGAGAAUUGUUUAACCAGAUUCUGUGCUAUUGAACUGUGGCUUGCGCCUUCUGUUUGAAGCAUUUUCCUUGGUAUUGGCAUUGUGAGCCACUCUCCUCUGUGCCAUGGACGGAUGCAGUGGCCCCCCUCCCCACCUGAAGCAGCGCAUACGCAAUAGCUAGUUUUUAUGUCCUUACCCUUUUCUCUCUGCUGAUAGAAACCAAAGUCUCCUCUGCAGCCUGGGGACUGAGCGAGGUCUUGUUCUCUCCUGGUCCUCAAAACCAGCGAGGAGUAGUCUCUGUUCUGACUCUCAUUUCUGAGAGCCAGGGGUCUCCAGCCUCUGCAUUUGCACAGAAGAAUGCAGUUGCCUAGCAUGGCAUCCAGAUGUUGACAGUAGGGUCCCUACCCAGCUUAUCCUUCUCCACUGACACCAACAGCUUGCUUCUGAGCCCACUGUCCCUUGAGUGGGUUUGUUUUCAAUGCAAGAGCUUUGCUAGGGACCUGUUCCAUGGUCCUGUAUCCUCCAAUCUCCCCUCCACAUCAUGGGGUCAUUAGUUACUCACCAGAAGUCUGACUUCCCAAGAAAGCUUGAAGAACUGUUGUUGGCUUCUAAGUUCAGUCCUACUCUGAUGUCCUGGGCGUGCUGCUGCUCUGAAUGCUCGGCCUGACCUGUUUACAUGGUACUGGAUUGAUGGAAGAGCAGAUGCCACCCUCCAGAGCCACCCAGAAUGAAAGCCAGUGAGCCUAUUAACCGUGCCAUCUUGCAAACUGUUUUCAAGAUCACCAUUGCUUUAUAUUGUAGUAACCAAUAUGCGCAAUAUGUUGAAUGUAUAUGAAUAUACUUUGCUAUUUCUGUUCUUUGAAAAUGUAAGAAGUAUUUUUUCUUUCUCAUUUCUGUUAAACUUAAAAAAAAAAAAAAGGCUUAAAAAAAUCUCCAGAUUCAAGUUGCUGAGACAUUUUGUCCUUGUUUGUGUGGGACAUUUACAACUUAGUAACUUGGUUGGACAGUAGGAGGUUGUGGAAAUAAAAACUUAUUAAGUUCUAA
Messenger RNA from Cricetulus griseus (Chinese hamster), 5889 nucleotides. The record is from RefSeq and is a predicted model, not a curated record. Lineage: Eukaryota; Metazoa; Chordata; Mammalia; Rodentia; Cricetidae.